AUGAAAAUAAUAGGGCUUAAGGGCUUAGAAGAUGGAAGAGUUACAAAUCUCUAUUUUCUGAAAUUUGAAUUCAUGGAGAAAGUUUGCUUUGUCUUCAAUCUCGUUGGGAUAAUUUUGGCAGCAAUCUAGUAUGAAUUGGAAUUUGAAGAAUACGACUCUGAUGAUCCAUUUAGAGAUAUAUCGUAAUGGCUGCUAUGGAUGAUAGCUGGUUCAUCACUUCUCUUGAUAUACUUUACAUUUUAUCGUUAUUAGACCAAAAUAAAAUGGUUAAAGUCUAGAGGAGUGAUUGGCCCAAGAGAAAAAUUCUAUGAAAUCGAUGAGAAUUUCUACAUGAUAAUUGAGAUUGGAGUAUACUGUCUAAUACCUUUAUCAAUAACAGAGACCGUGAGGAUUUCUUUUUACAAUGUGGCUCAGGGAGCAGAAGCCUAUUAUCAUAUCAAUGAAAUGCUUACACUAUUAAUGGUCGUUAGAGCAAUCUAUCUCUAUAGGACAGUCUUGACGUUGACGUUUUGGUCCAGCAAUAGAACAUUAAGAGUUUGCGAUCUCUAUUCUUGCGAGCAUAACUAUUUGUUUGUUGUAAAAUCUCUUUUAAAAACAUCUCCUUACCUUACUUAAUUUUUAAUGUUAUUAUCCCUUAUUUUUGUGUUUGGCUAUCAAUUAAGAAUUUGUGAAAGACCAUUAACAAGAUUUAAUGAAAAUAUUGAUAAUUUGGGAGUAUAUUAUAAUAGUGUUUGGUGUAUUAUUAUAACAAUAACAUUUGUUGGUUAUGGUGAUUACUAUCCUAGGACAGAUUUAGGCAGAUUUGUUGUUAUAAUAGUUUGUAUUGUUGGAGUAUUUUUAAUGUCUGUCAUGAUUGUGGCUUUUAUUGAAUCACUCAAAGCAACACCCAUUGAGAGUUAGACCAUGUCCCUUUUGGAAAGAAUACGUUUGCGUGAAAUAGUCAAAAACUAAGCUGCCCAAGUGAUUAAAUUAAGUAUGUAACAAGCAUUUAGAUGGAGGAAUGGUACUUUGACAGAAAAAAAAUAACAUUAAAUAGAGAUAGAUUUAAGAUUAGCUUUGCAUAAUUUCAAGUUUGCAUUGCAACAAUAGAACAAAUUUGGAUUGGACGAUUAAAGUGCAAAUAUUAUAAAUCAUAUUGGAUUUUUGGGAUUGGAUCUAAAGUAAUUAAGAAAUGAAUAAAAUUGGGAUGUCAGAUUAGUGAUGGAAAAAUUAGAAAAAUAAGAGUAACUUUCAAAAUAAUUGAUGGAAAAGUUGAAUGUCGUUUUAUCAGAAAAGAAGUGA
Paramecium tetraurelia is the source of this 1281-nucleotide messenger RNA. RefSeq lists its product as uncharacterized. Gene Ontology annotation, molecular function: calmodulin binding; small conductance calcium-activated potassium channel activity. Gene Ontology annotation, biological process: potassium ion transport. Gene Ontology annotation, cellular component: plasma membrane. The record is from RefSeq and is a predicted model, not a curated record. The transcript has 4 exons. Lineage: Eukaryota; Ciliophora; Oligohymenophorea; Peniculida; Parameciidae.